This is a messenger RNA of Aspergillus ibericus CBS 121593, 2170 nucleotides long. RefSeq lists its product as uncharacterized. NCBI's taxonomy places the organism in Eukaryota, Fungi, Ascomycota, Eurotiomycetes, Eurotiales, Aspergillaceae. Bases 38 to 2059 code for a protein of 673 amino acids. The transcript is spliced from 3 exons. Gene Ontology annotation, molecular function: prenyltransferase activity. The record is from RefSeq and is a predicted model, not a curated record. Gene Ontology annotation, biological process: isoprenoid biosynthetic process.
ACUCACCAUCGUUCAGUCAAAUUGCCAAUCGCCCAUCAUGGAAUUUCAAACAACCUGGAUCCACUCAACUACGGUUGAUGAGAUCGAAGUGCGCAAGUUCGGCAGUUUCACCACCCUCCCUGUGAGGAUUAGCAGAUACAGCGAAAUCGCCAACACUGCCGCACAAAAGCUCGGUUGUAGCUGGGAUACCAACCUGGGUAUGCGUUCCAGCAACUUGAUGUCUCUUGCGGGAACCUCUGGGGCCAAUCUGUUCGCCUUGGCUCUCGCAGAGGCGUUGCCAGAUAGAUUGGCUACAUCUGUGAGACUGGCUCAAUUGGGCCAGUUGUGUGAUGCAUUCUGCGAUCAAUAUGGCCCGCAGAGCAGAGUGGAAAUCUACGAAAUGUUGACUCGAUGUCUCGAUCCGUGCCCUAUCGCAUCCUCCUGUUCGUGCUCUGGCGCGUGCAACAAGGAUUCGGGGGGCAAACAGACUCAGCUGCGAACACUGGCUUCCGAGGUGUUCACUGAAAUCGUUCAGGUCGAUCGUGAGCAUGGUAUGCUUGUGAUUGACCUCUUCAGGAAGGCCUUUGCAGCAGAACCAAUGGGCUUUGGGUGCAGGAAGAGUUCUCCACUUAGGACGCUAUGGCCUAUCCUCGAGUUUUCCAUCGCCCGUAGACUUAGCGAUGGGGACCGCAGCUUCCUUCGGGACAUUCAAAAUGUGGUUGAUGAAUGUCUGAUCUUGAUUGACGAGUAUUGGAAUGCGAAUGGGGCGGGAGGGUGCCAAACGGACUUUAGCCGGAUGGGAGGUCUCGCCGUCAAUACGGAAAGAGAAUGCCUUCGGAGCAAGAUCAUCGCACUGGAGACGCGCUAUCUCUCUCUCCGGGCGGAGCUCUACUGGAAGUAUCCUGCGGAGUCGAUGCGUCUGCGGCGUUGGAUCGAAGCCGCGGGAGUGGUGAUGGCAAGCUACAAUUACUGGCGGGCUUCCUCCUCUUCAACCAGUUCCUGUUCAUGGUCUACAACGGAAUUGACACGUUUGAGUUCGCGAGCGUCUAACAUCUCCCUCUCGUCUACUCAGACUUUCUCAGGCAGCUACAGUGACAAAGAGGGAGCCGCAGCCUUGACUGCUCCAACCAGCUACAUCAGCUCUUUACCACCUUCACCCUCGGUCCAAAUCCUCAACCAAGCCCCCUCUGCCCUGAACGCAUGGACCCAUGCGCCUGCUGCAACCGUCAAAUGUAUCUCUUCUCUCGUCACGUCACUACACAAUGCUACCACUAUUCUGUCGGAUAUCAACGCCGACACCACCCAGCGAUACAACCAAGGCGCAGCGCAUACCAUCUUUGGCACUUCCCAAGCUACCAACAGCGCUUACUACACCUUUAUCCAAUCGAUGACGGAUGCGCGCACCCUGAGCAACCCCUCUCUGGCGACUGAUAUCCUCCUGGGAGGAUUCAACCGUCUGUAUGCGGGGCAGAGCCGGGAGCUGAACUGGAUGUUCAAUUCUUAUGUGCCUUCUGAGACCGAGUAUCUCUCGGUUAUCGAUGAUACCACCGGAUCGCUGUAUACCAUCCUCGUACAGCUCCUGCAAGCAGAACGGUGCAUGUGUGGCUACCAGCCCGACCUUGUGCCCCUGGCCAAGCUGCUGGCGCGGUUUGUUCGUGUGAAAGAGGACUACCUCUCUUUCACGAACCGGGAGAGAAAGAUGGCGGUAUCCUGCGGCGACGAGCGAGCAUUCUCCUAUCCCAUCAUUCAACUCGCCAAUGCGAGACCCGAAAGCCGGGCGGAAGUGUCGAAGUUCUUGUUUGACCGCAAAGAAGCCAGCAAGAACAGUCACUGCCUGUGCUCCCGAGAUUGGAAGGGUGAUUCCUGCGGCUCUACCGUGAACUACAACUGUCUGAUGCUUCUGCUUACGGACUGCGGGGCCUUGCGGGCAACACGGGAGUUCCUCCGCGAUACGGAGAACAGUAUUGAGAAGGAAGUGAUGCAGUUGGAGAAGCUGACGGGCGAGGUGAACCCGUCGAUUCGGUGUCUCAUUUCGGACUUGCGGGAAGGUCUGGGGUGCCAGUUUAUACCAUGUACAUGAGUCGGCUAUACGCCAGGCAAACAGAUGAGACCUCACUCAGUUCCAACUCAGAUGCAAUCCUUAGAGAUAGUCAUGUAUCUGAUGUAUACAUUCCCACUAUAUGUACACUGU